AUGGGUGACUUUAUCGACAGCACGCUCGAUUUGAGCACCAUAAAACCCUCAUUCUCACCAUCAUCCGAGCCCGAGAAUCCUCGAUCCAAGUCUCUUAUCGAAGCACUUUCACUAGAGCUUCACAUCGAAGGAGGGUACUUCCGCCAGACGGACGCAGACCCUACGACCAUCCCGUCGACCUACUCGUCCAAACCACUUUCAGAUCAGACAGUUGCUCUUACUGGCGGUACUCGUGAGGGAUAUAAUAUCAAUACACGACGUCUCUCAACCACAAUCUUCUACCUUCUCACACCACGCCAGUCACAGGGGAACUUUCAUCGCAACCGUAGCCGAGUCAUCCACACUCUGCAUCGUGGAAGGGGUCGCUAUGUUCUCAUUCAUCCCGACGGCCGUAUCGAGUCAUUUAUUGUUGGAAACGCAGUUGAGCGAGGGGAGCGCUUACAAUGGAUUGUCGAAGGUGACAUCUGGAAGGCAAGCUAUCUGCUACCCAAUGAAUCGAACCCGAGUCAUGAAACGGAUGGACCAGAGACCGAUGGCCUUCUAAUAUCAGAGACGGUGGUCCCUGGCUUCGAGUACGAAGACCACGCGUUUCUGACCCAUCAAGGUAUCAAGGAGUUGUUAAAGGAUGAACAAGCCCGGGAACUGGGGUGGCUCGUGAGAAGAUCCGAGUAA
This is a messenger RNA of Fusarium venenatum, 672 nucleotides long. Its product is annotated as RmlC-like cupin domain-containing protein. NCBI's taxonomy places the organism in Eukaryota, Fungi, Ascomycota, Sordariomycetes, Hypocreales, Nectriaceae. The record is from RefSeq and is a predicted model, not a curated record. Gene Ontology annotation, cellular component: intracellular anatomical structure.